AUGUCAACCAACACCGACUUGGAUCCACAUUUAAUCAAAUGCAUCGGCCUGAUGUACGAAAGCAGGAAACUAAGAAAAGGCGAUCCUGUACCCUUGCAAUACAUUUUAGAGGAAGCUAUUUUCCAGAAAACUGGAGUUGUCAAAGACUACACUGACUUUUUCCAGAGCCAAUUGCCUCCUAGGGAAAAUGAAAAUGCUAAUAUUUAUGAUGACAAAGGAAAUAAUUCGGACAAUGAUUUAGAGCUAGAUCUCUUGAAAGAUGAUUUGAGCUGUGUCAUUUGUAAUAAGAUGGAUGUAGGAGCCAGAAAUAGGUUGCUGGAAUGUAGUGAUUGUCAUGGUCUUUACCAUCAAGAAUGUCACAAUCCUUCAGUAGGUGAUGAAGAUGUUAUGGAUACUUGGACUUGUUCAAAUUGUAGAAGCAUAAGCACAAAAAAAAUUAAAUCUUCUGAAAAAGAUCAUGGAUCAUCAUCGAAAAGUUCCAAAUCAGACAGCCAUAGACAUGGAAGCAGCUCUUCUCACAAAUCUUCAAGUGAUAAAUAUAAAUCAAGCAGUAAAUCAUCUUCAAGCAGUUCAAAAUCUUCUCCAAGAUCUGAUGAUAAAAAAAGCAAAAGCAGCAGCAAAAGCUCAUCCUCUAAAUACUAUUCGGAAAAGAGGAAACAUGACUGA
Ceutorhynchus assimilis (cabbage seed weevil) is the source of this 666-nucleotide messenger RNA. NCBI's taxonomy places the organism in Eukaryota, Metazoa, Arthropoda, Insecta, Coleoptera, Curculionidae. The record is from the annotation of a GenBank genome assembly.